AUGGAAUUACUCAUGUUUUAUGUUCUUCAUAGUAUUAUGAUCGUUACAUCUCAAGAUGCUCUUAUUUCGCACAAACCUAUCAUCAAAAUAGGCUACAAUAGCAAGGAGGAUCACGAAUUAGAAUGGUUGAUAGAUAGCGCAUGCUCGUUGCACAUGACAGGAAUGUUGGAAUACCUUUGUGACUUUAAGGCAGUCACAAACGGUGGUCAUGUAACUUUUGGAAAUGAUGCAAACAUAACCAUUCAAGGAUAUGGUGUCCUCACAAAUGGAAACUUCUCAAUUCAAAGAGUUACCUAUGUCGAAGGGUUAAAACACAAUCUCAUCAGUGUUGGGCAAUUCUGCAAAGCUGGUCAUCGCGUUGAAUUUGAUGAAGAAUAUAGCUACAUAAUGACGAAAGAUAGAUCAAGAUGA
Molecule: messenger RNA, 411 nt
Organism: Lactuca sativa (garden lettuce)
Lineage: Eukaryota; Viridiplantae; Streptophyta; Magnoliopsida; Asterales; Asteraceae
Source: RefSeq, a predicted model, not a curated record